Molecule: messenger RNA, 1368 nt
Organism: Rhizopus microsporus ATCC 52813
Lineage: Eukaryota; Fungi; Mucoromycota; Mucoromycetes; Mucorales; Rhizopodaceae
Exons: 4
Coding region: 1-1368 (455 amino acids)
Source: RefSeq, a predicted model, not a curated record
AUGUCUUCUUUUGCUUCUACAAUUUCUCAAGCUUAUAUGAAUACAAAGUCUAGUUCCUUUCAAAACGAUAAUGACUUGCAGCCUUUAGCAUCAAACUAUGCUAAAAGACUUGAUUACGCCAAUACAUGCCCUGAAGCAUUCCUAUUACAAGAUUUGACUAUACAAGCACCAUGGAACACUUUUACAGAUCUCAAUUGCCCAGAAUAUUCUAUUAUACACCAAGACAUGAAUCGCACUUGUAAUAACCAUAAUAAUCAUAAUAGUACACUUUUCGGCUACCAUGGCCUGAUCAAAAAUGAGGCUACUUACCUCUGUCCAGAACAACAAACGGUUACACCCUCAUGUAAAAAUAUCGCGUACCCCAGUCAGCAGCACCCUUUCAUCGCAGACGGAGGACCUUCACCAAUGACGAGCUCAGGAGGUACACUGACCUGGCAGCAGAGUAUACUUCAAAAGAAGCCAAAAGAAGAGUACACACAGUGGUUACCAUCCAUUCAAAGUUCAACCUUGACGAGUCCUGUCAAUUCUGAGCAUUCAAUGGACGAAAAGUUUGUCAAGAAAAGAAGCAUAGUAGACCAGGAUCUGAUCUCGGCUCCUUCAGUUGUCUCUAGCAUGAGCGAGCCCAUACGAACGAGCGUGCAAUACCCAGCCGUUUAUCCUCAACAACCUCGUAAACGGACAAGGUCCCUUCAACAUGAUUCUUCCACUGACGUCAAUCACCAUAACGUUUGUAACAAUACGACUGAAGGAGUCAUCAAGGCUUCAUCAGAUAGUUCAGAUGAUCAGUAUCUUCAACCCUUGGCUGAAACAGUAAACUUUGUGAACACAGCAGUAGCAUCUGAGGUUGCAUACUCCGAUAAUUAUUACGAUACGGUUAGGAACAAUCAGAUGCUCGCAGCUAUUCCUCGUCGACAAAAGUUGCGUUACGAAGGUGAUCAUUACACCCCCAAGUGGGUCCGUUAUACAGGACACCUUAAAGAGGGCUACUGCGAUAGUUGUAAUCCUGGUAAGUGGCUGCAGCUGAAAAACAGCGCUUACUGGUACCACAAACAGUUCUACCACGGCAUCUCUUCCGUCUCUGGUAAACCAUUUAUAAAGCCUAUAGAACAGCGAAUGGGGAAAGGCGAUAUCAUUGAGGGUCUUUGUCAUCAGUGUCAUCGAUUUGUCCCAGCGUGCAACGGCAAAAAAAAGAAUAACUAUAUGCUUUGGUAUCGUCACGCUCAUAAAUGUCAUUUAUAUGAUAAACCAAAGAUAGUUCCAAAAACUUCCGUUAGUACCAGUAGCAGCAGUAACAGCAGUAUUAGUAGCGGUAGUAGCAGUAGUAGAUCUUCACUCCCAUAUUCUUCAAUAACGGCAACAGAUGAAUAG